CCGGUUACGCUCCUGUUUCCCAUAAUUCAGAGAGACAAACAAAAAGCCUCUGGUUGCGUCUUAAUAUCAUUAAGUCAUAAAUAACUAUGUAAUUAUUAUUUUGAGACAUUUCUAAAACACAGUUUUAAAUACACCUGAGCUUUUUUAAUUCACUGUUUGUAAUUCAGUGUAAAUGUAUUGAGCUGUCGUAAGGAUGUGUUCUCAUCGAAGCCUCCGAAGAGCAUGUCACUGAUCCUGUUUGCCUUUGUGGUCCGGGUCAGGGAUGGACUCCCUCUCUCCGCCUCCACUGAUUUCCUGCAUAACAAGGAACUUCAGGAGAGAAAGCAACAGCUGAAAGUGAUCUCAAAAUCCCUAAGUUUAUUACCAGAGAGAGGGACAGUCAGGGGCCAUGAACUCAACAUUCACUUCCUCUCAUCCGAGGGUGUGUCGUACAUGACCGUAUGUGCAUGCAGUCUCCCCGCUGCCACAGCCUUCUGCUUCUUAGAAGACUUGCGCUGGGAAUUCACAGCAUGCUUCGGCAACUCUGCAGUGACCCUGGCAAGCAGGCCGUACCCAUUUCUGGAGUUUGAUAGUGCAAUUCAAAAACUCCAGCAGCAUUAUAACCAGAAAGGGGGUCCAUCUCUGGAGGUGACCCUGGCCGAGGUGCAGGAAGACCUCAGGACCAGCCCCCCUCAGGUUCUUACCAUGGAGGACGUGGCACUCACCAAUGGAGCAGCCAAUGGGCAUGUAGAAGAAGCAGCUGCGUCAGGUCAAAGUCAGAGAUUGGAACCAAUCUCAGCACCAGGGAUCCUCUCACUGGUUCUUAACAUCAUGUGUGCUGCCCUCAACCUUAUACGUGGUGUUCACCUUAUUGAAUACACCUUCCAGGAUGAUUAUGAUGGUUUGUGGAAUGUGGUGGCUUUUCUUUUGGCAUUUCUCUGCUGUGUUUGCCAGUGUCAUCUGUACUUGUUCCAUACCUGCCAGAAGAAAUUGAAAGCCUUCACUCUCCUGACUCUCAUCAUCUUUUGCAAUGCUUUUCUCUUUGGCCCGAGGAACAUCUGGCAGCUGGUCUUCCACAUGUCCGUGGCCUGCCUCUCCACGCUGCUAACCCUCCACCGCAAACUGCUGGACAGGAACAUGGACUGUGGAGUAUGAGGACUUCAGGAGCAGGGUGAGAUACUAGCAGAAAGGAGGAGACAUUUUACUCAUGAACUGGUGGCUCACGUAAACUUGAUAUUGAUUUUCGCUUCAUCUCUUGCUUUGAUCUACUGGUAUGAUGUUUAUUUUGUAUUACGUAGAUGGUGAGUGCAAUGAUGUUUUUUACAGGGGUCUUCAAAUACAUUGAUGAAAAAUCAAGUUGUUAAAUGACAUGUCGUGAGUGUAAUAUGGAGGAAUUGAUGAACAGACAUGAAGUAAGCAUUUUGUUGUUUCUGUUAAGUUAAUUUAAUUUUAUUUAUUUGCUGCAAAAUAGGAAUACUUACCAUUGUUUAAGCUAACUUAAACCUAAUCUAUUUGUAGGAAGGGUUCAUUUUGUUGUAAUAAAAACUAUAAAUUCACAUAUAUUAUGUGUAAUUAACCUAAAGUGGGCAUGGUAGGGAAUUCAGUACAUUUUUUUUUUUUUGGACUGUGUCGUUUAAUUAUGGCUAUACUCAAUAUCUUUUUUUUUUUGUUAAUUAUAUUAGUACUAUAAUUUGUAUACAAAGCACAUUUAUGUUGGUCUUAUGUCAUUUUCUACACAAGAUAAUUUUGUGUAGCCUUUCUACAAUACUCGUUCCAAAGACUAUAAAUCUGAAAUCAUUUCAACAAAUUAUCAUAAUUCUGCAUUCAUUCUUGGCAUGAUGUAGAGAAGAAGAACAGGGGCUUAAAAAGUUGCAGGAGCGUGCAAGUCUUAACAAAAAUAACAAAAACAGAUCAUAAUUAAAA
Molecule: messenger RNA, 1902 nt
Organism: Pimephales promelas (fathead minnow)
Lineage: Eukaryota; Metazoa; Chordata; Actinopteri; Cypriniformes; Leuciscidae
Gene: sec22c
Product: SEC22 homolog C, vesicle trafficking protein
Biological process (GO): endoplasmic reticulum to Golgi vesicle-mediated transport
Source: RefSeq, a predicted model, not a curated record